GGCAAACCUCGUGGACCUUCAGAAAAAGCUCGAGGAACUGGAGCUGGACGAGCAGCAGAAGAAACGCCUGGAAGCUUUUCUCACGCAGAAAGCCAAAGUGGGCGAGCUGAAGGAUGAUGACUUUGAGAGGAUCUCCGAACUGGGAGCUGGCAACGGUGGGGUGGUCACCAAAGUGCAGCACAAACCCUCAGGACUCAUUAUGGCACGGAAGCUCAUUCAUUUAGAAAUCAAACCGGCCAUCAGGAAUCAGAUUAUCCGAGAGCUGCAGGUGCUGCACGAGUGUAAUUCCCCAUAUAUCGUGGGUUUCUAUGGAGCCUUCUACAGCGAUGGAGAGAUCUCCAUCUGCAUGGAGCACAUGGAUGGUGGCUCUUUGGAUCAAGUGUUGAAAGAAGCCAAAAGAAUUCCCGAGGAGAUCUUGGGGAAAGUCAGUAUAGCGGUUCUGAGAGGCUUGGCGUAUCUGAGAGAGAAGCACCAAAUCAUGCACAGAGAUGUGAAGCCUUCCAACAUCCUGGUGAAUUCUCGAGGAGAGAUUAAGCUGUGUGAUUUCGGGGUCAGCGGUCAACUCAUUGACUCCAUGGCAAAUUCUUUUGUGGGAACUCGGUCCUACAUGUCUCCCGAGCGGUUGCAGGGCACCCACUACUCGGUCCAGUCCGACAUCUGGAGCAUGGGUCUGUCGUUAGUGGAGCUGUCUAUCGGAAGGGACCCCAUUCCCCCGCCAGACUCCAAGGAACUGGAAGCAAUAUUUGGCCGUCCUGUGGUGGACGGGGCAGAGGGAGAGUCUCACAGCAUCUCGCCGCGGGCCAGGCCCCCAGGACGCCCCAUCAGUGGCCAUGGGAUGGACAGCCGGCCCGCGAUGGCCAUCUUUGAACUGCUGGAUUAUAUAGUUAAUGAGCCACCUCCCAAGCUGCCAAACGGAGUUUUCACGCAAGAUUUCCAGGAGUUUGUAAAUAAAUGCUUAAUUAAAAAUCCAGCAGAACGGGCAGAUCUGAAGAUGCUGAUGAGUCACACCUUCAUCAAACGUUCCGAGGUGGAGGAGGUGGAUUUCGCUGGCUGGCUGUGCAGAACGCUGCGGUUGAACCAGCCCAGCACGCCCACCCGCGCUGCCGUGUGAGGGCCGAGCCGACCGCCUGGUGUCAGUACAUCUGCCUCUGUCACCAUUUCUCUCCUUCAGUACCUGGCAGAACCACCCUCCUGCCUCCCCCC
Molecule: messenger RNA, 1203 nt
Organism: Tauraco erythrolophus (red-crested turaco)
Lineage: Eukaryota; Metazoa; Chordata; Aves; Musophagiformes; Musophagidae
Source: RefSeq, a predicted model, not a curated record